GUCAUAGCCUAGGCCUACUAAGAUUCUUUUAUUUAAAACAUUCUACAUGUAUUUUAAUAACUAUUUGUAAGAAUGUUUUCAGUGUGUGAAUGGUGUGUGAGAGGUGUCUUUGUAUCUCAUUGUGUUGUAAAAUGUCCUGUAUUAAUUUUCGUGAAUAAAAAAAAAAAAACUUUUAAAAACUUUGACCUCGUUUCACGGCUAAGACAAUAAAUGUUGACGCACAUGUUUCUCCAGAUUCCCCUAAACAAACCUGAGAGAGGUGUUGAAGUAAAUUAAAAUUGUACAUUUUAUUUCAAAUAAUGCCUUUAUAGAUUCAAUUUGAUUCUUGUUUAAAUUGCAACUGCAAGACGAGCUGACCGCUAAACGAGAGUAUCGAUACGCAACAGAUAUCCUUCCAAAAUGGCUACGAACAGACGGUCGGUGCCAGCUGGAGCCUUUAGAAAAGAUGGCAAAAAGUCAUUGCCAGGUCCAACCAAUGUCCAGGCCGUGAUAUCAGCGAUGAUCAAUAACACUUGUAAGAGAUAUCUCUUCAUCGACACAUCAGCUAAGAUCGGGGCUUACUUAAUAAUCGUAUGUGUAGGAUCCUUGAUUUGCGACUUGUUCCGUCCGCCUCGGAUGUACCUUGCGGAUAAAAAUAGCAUUCUCAACAAAUUUUUCGUGCGUGUUGGGUGGGGAUGGACUUGUGCCAUGUUGGGACUGUUUAUCUUCUUCACCAUGUACAUCAGCUGUGGGGGAGAUCGCCGUAAAAUCGGGAGGCACAUGUCUCGGCUGGCCGUGGGGACUUUCUGGUGGUACAUUUGGACGAACGUGUUCGAAAUCGUAGAGCACCAGUCGGGAUUCUGUUCCAUGAAGGACCUGACAGAUAAACGCACCUGCUACCGCGGCGGCCACAUAUGGAUAGGGUUUGAUAUCUCAGGGCACGCCUUCCUAUUGAUUCAUAACCUGCUAAUGAUCUCCGAGGAGGUGAAGUGUCUCAAGUCAUGGGACAAGGUGCGUCUUGUUAUUCAGAGCGAGGGCGACGAAACCUCCCCCUAUAGGCUAGACGGUGAUACUCUGCAGAAAGUGAAAGAGGGACAUCUACAGUAUAACUAUAUUGUUAAAGGAAUGACAGUGGUACUAACUAUGUUGACUUUACUAUGGGAGGUGAUGCUAGUUAUCACUACGCUGUACUAUCAUACGAUUGCUCAGAAAGUGGUGGGGGCUUUCAUUGCCAUUGGGUGCUGGUUUGUUAGUUAUCAGAUGUGGUAUUUAUCUGACUACUCACCAAAGUUACCCGGUGAAGGAACAAUUAACACUCGGUGACUUCAAACAGUGGGUAGCAUUCACAACUGUUAACAAGUUUUACAAAGGGAAUGUGGACUCUAACUGCUGCUUUAAUUUUACUAAAAAAAUAUUUGGUGCUACCACAUGUAUGUACCACCUUUAAGGGUACCCUGUAUAGAUUUUUUUAAAGAAAGAACACAGCAAAGGUGCAAUCUAUGCAAUUUCACAGAGAUGUACACAUUAUUUAUUAUGUUUGUAUAUGUGUGAGUGCAGGUGUGCAAUUAUGUGUUUGUGUCUAUAUAUAUGUAGCAAAGAUAUACUUAGGGCGCAUUCCCAUAGAUUUUAGAUCGAUCUAUCCCCGUGGGGAGUCUAACUAGAUUUCUAUCAGAUAAUCCAGCUUAAACUAAAUUACCCCUUACUACAAACUGUUAGGGGGUAAUUAAAUUUCAUACCCGCUCGGCUGACAGCUAUUUAGCGUGAACCCCCAGGGAGUUAGGUCAAUCUAGCUGGAUCGAUCUAAUCUCUGGGAAUGGGGUCUUAGUGUAGCGUUUGUUUUAGUUGCCUAUCACAAAAAUGUCUUCAAUUAAAUAAAGGUUCAGGUUCAAUGUCAGCAUUCAAGAAUACAGUGUCACUCUUGCUGUAUUUUUAAUUGAUAUUCUAUGCAGUUUGCAGUAACAGACCCAAAAGAAUAUAUUUUCUAAUCAGAAACUAAAAGAUAACGAGUAAUGAAAAUUCUUAGAAACUGUGUGUAUGAAUUUGAAAAAAUCUGAAAUAUUUAUAACUGGUUAUAACUAGCGCAGUUUGGUAUUAGGGAUUUUGAAACAAGAAUAGUAUGGUCUGUACAAAGAAGAUUCUAGCCUGCAGAUUGAUAGAUCUGUUGUUAACAGAAUCAGAUUUGUUUUGUUUGAAAGAACACACUUAAUGUAAACAAAUAACUGGUGCUGUUUUUGCUGAAUCUAUUACAAUUGACUCGACAUAGUUUUACACUGUAUUAUUAUGCAAGUGAGUACCACAUUUUAAACUGGUAGUUAAUGCCAGUUUUGGUCUCAAAGUUAAGUAUUUUCUUUAUGUGGGUCUGACUAAGAAAUCCAAAGCUGAAAUAUUUAUUCAGUACAAUUAUUUUUGCGUAAUUUCUUCAGUUAUGGUCAUUAUAUGACUAAUAAGAAAAUUGCUUAACGGCAGUUGCAAUAGCUAUAGUUGAAUAUACACAAUUUGCAAUUGAUUACUGUGCUUGCUCUCCCCUUUAAUAUAUUUCUGUGUAGAUACCAAAGAUGUUUUAGUGGCAGAAAUGCCCUUAGACCAGCAAUGUUUGAAUAUUCUAAUCGUAUAAUUGGUAUGAAAUAUUUAACUCAACCUUUUUGGAGUACAAAGAGUAGUGGUUUAGCUGUGGCUGCAGAUGUAGUUUGAAAGCCUAUUUUUAUCAAUAAGAAUUGUACAAUCCAAAUUCAAAAGCAGCUGUUUUCAAAAAGCGCAAUCAUAAGGGUUAAUAUUAAUGAAACUUGUUUUAUUGAUGAAGCAGAAGUAGUGGCAUAGGACGAUUUACAUCAAAUAUAAUCACCAUUGUACACUUUUAUUUCAAAUGCUCAGGUGUGCAAGUACUUACUGUUGGUGAGAUCUGAUAAUUUUUCUUCAUCUUGUGUACUUUAUCAAGUAGACUGUAAUAUCAUGAUAUACUUGAAUAAGUCACAUGAGUUCCACAUAACAUUUUUUAUGUACCUUCACCCUGAAGUUUUUUUUUCACAAAAAUAUGGCUGUGAAAUUUCCAAUUUCAUUUUGCCACUUUCUUAAUUAAGGUACCAAAGAGAAUAAACUUCAAUGGUCUAUAG
Lingula anatina is the source of this 3089-nucleotide messenger RNA. RefSeq names its product acyl-coenzyme A diphosphatase FITM2. Gene Ontology annotation, biological process: lipid droplet organization; lipid storage; phospholipid biosynthetic process. Gene Ontology annotation, molecular function: coenzyme A diphosphatase activity. Gene Ontology annotation, cellular component: endoplasmic reticulum membrane. Lineage: Eukaryota; Metazoa; Brachiopoda; Lingulata; Lingulida; Lingulidae. The record is from RefSeq and is a predicted model, not a curated record.